UCAUGAAUCAUAGUAUUACUUUUUCGAUCCCUGUUUAGGGGAAGAUAGUUAGUUCGAAUGCGAAUCCAGACUAGGAAGUACGCAAAAAAUGAAUAGUAAAAAAAAAUGUCUUCUGAAAGUAAUUUUAAUAGGUGAGACGGGUGUCGGAAAAACAUCGAUGGUAAAGAGGUACGUAGAGCGGCGCUUCAGCAUUAAAGAAAAGGCUACAAUCGGGGUCAACUUAAGCAUCAAAGAGGUGACUGUCGACGAUCACUUGGUCACACUCCAGAUCUGGGACACUGCGGGACAAGAACGCUUUUAUUGUCUCACUAGCGGCUUCUACCGAGGUGUCGACUGCUGCAUGCUUGUCUUCGACGUUACUUCACGGGCCUCCUUCGAUGCCCUAGACAGGUGGCAUGACGAGUUUCUUAUACAAGCCAAUCCUCACGAUCCUGUACAUUUUCCCUUCGUAUUAGUUGGCAACAAGGUAGAUCUUGGCAACCGCGUCGUUUCUAAUCGAGAAGUAAAUGAAUGGUGCCAACGAAACAAUAAAAUACCCUACUAUGAAACGUCGGCUAAGAGAGGCACUAACUUGGAUUUGGCAUUUCAUACUUUGUCUUUGAAGGCUCUAGAGCUGGAGGCAGAUUCCAACGUUGAUGCGGACUUUCCUGUUACGAUCAUUUUGAAAUCUCCAUCUAAGCGUACCGACAAAUCACACUGUCAGUGUUAGUUUAAUAACAACGGAUCGAAAAUAAAUACCUUUUGGUUGGUAAUCGUAGUAA
Messenger RNA from Drosophila bipectinata, 761 nucleotides. Its product is annotated as ras-related protein Rab7-like. Gene Ontology annotation, biological process: endosome to lysosome transport; phagosome-lysosome fusion. Gene Ontology annotation, cellular component: late endosome; lysosome; phagocytic vesicle. Lineage: Eukaryota; Metazoa; Arthropoda; Insecta; Diptera; Drosophilidae. The record is from RefSeq and is a predicted model, not a curated record. Gene Ontology annotation, molecular function: GTP binding; GTPase activity.